Messenger RNA from Dipodomys ordii (Ord's kangaroo rat), 1953 nucleotides. It is a transcript of the gene Tars2, whose product is annotated as threonyl-tRNA synthetase 2, mitochondrial (putative). Gene Ontology annotation, biological process: threonyl-tRNA aminoacylation. Bases 1 to 1674 code for a protein of 557 amino acids. Gene Ontology annotation, cellular component: cytoplasm; mitochondrion. NCBI's taxonomy places the organism in Eukaryota, Metazoa, Chordata, Mammalia, Rodentia, Heteromyidae. The record is from RefSeq and is a predicted model, not a curated record. The transcript has 15 exons. Gene Ontology annotation, molecular function: ATP binding; threonine-tRNA ligase activity.
AUGCACCCACCCCAUACCUGUGAUAACAGGACAGUCCAGGGCUCAGAGUUGUCUGUUCUGGAGCAGAUUUGCCGGGAGAUUGCAGCUGCUUCGCAACCCUUCCGGAGGCUGGAGGUAUCUCGGGAUCAGCUUCAGCAGCUCUUCAAGGAUAACCCCUUUAAGCUCCGUCUGAUCCAGGAGAAAGUAGCAGGUCCGACAGCAACAGUGUAUGGGUGUGGCAUGUUGGUUGAUCUUUGCCGGGGCCCCCACCUUCGGCACACUGGACAGAUCGGAGGGCUGAAGCUUCUAACGAACUCAGCCUCCUUGUGGAGAUCCUCAGGGGCUCCUGAGAUACUGCAGAGAGUGUCAGGCAUUUCCUUUCCCACAGCAGAGCUGCUAAGGGACUGGGAAACACAAAAGGAAGAAGCCUUGUUGCGGGACCACAGGCGCAUUGGCAAGGAGCAGGAGCUCUUCUUCUUCCAUGAACUGAGCCCUGGGAGCUGCUUCUUCCUGCCAAGAGGAACAAGGGUGUAUAAUGCUCUAGUGGCCUUUAUUAGGGCUGAAUAUGCCCGCCGUGGGUUCUCAGAAGUCAGAACUCCUACACUGUUCUCUACAAAACUCUGGCAACUAUCAGGCCACUGGGAGCAUUACAAGGAAGACAUGUUCACCCUGCAGCCCCCAGGCACAAACAGGGCUGCCAGUGCCCAGAGUGGCCACUCUGCCGGGCCUCCCGUAGACACACUUGCCCUCAAGCCCAUGAACUGCCCUGCACACUGCCUGAUGUUCGCCCACCGGCCCAGAUCUUGGCGGGAGCUGCCCGUUCGCCUGGCUGACUUUGGAGUCCUGCAUCGAGCAGAAGCCUCUGGCAGCCUGGGAGGGCUGACCCGGCUGUGGCGCUUCCAGCAGGAUGAUGCGCAUAUCUUCUGUGCGCCAGAUCAGCUGGAAGCAGAAAUCCAAGGCUGCCUUGAUUUCCUCCGUUCUGUGUAUCAAGUCCUUGGCUUCUCCUUCCGCCUGGCGUUAUCCACCCGGCCAUCUGGCUUCCUAGGGGAGCCCAGCCUUUGGGAGCAGGCUGAACAGAUCCUUCAGCGGGCCUUGGAGGAAUUUGGAGAACCCUGGGACCUGAACCCUGGAGAUGGUGCCUUCUAUGGGCCUAAGAUCGAUGUGCGCCUCCACGAUGCCCUCGGUCGCCCCCAUCAGUGUGGGACAAUCCAGCUCGACUUCCAACUACCCCUGAGAUUCGGUCUCCAGUACAAGGGGCAGGCAGGGGCCCCAGAGCGUCCAGUCCUCAUCCACCGGGCAGUGCUUGGUUCUGUGGAAAGGCUGUUGGGAGUGCUGGCAGAAAGCUGUGGAGGGAGAUGGCCACUGUGGCUGUCCCCGUUCCAAGUGGUGGUCAUCCCUGUGGGGCCAGAGCAAGAGGUGUAUGCCAGACAGGUACAGCAGAGUCUCCAGGCCGCAGGACUAGCCGGUGAUCUGGACGCAGACUGUGGAAUGACCCUUAGCCGGCGGGUCCGCCGGGCCCAGCUUACUCACUACAAUUUUCAGUUUGUAGUUGGCCAGAAAGAGCAGAGUAAAAGAACAGUGAACAUUCGGACUCGCGAUAAUCGACGACUCGGGGAGCGGGACUUGACUGAGGCUGUGCAGAGGCUGCUGGAGCUGCAGAACACAAGGGUCCCUAAUGCUGAAGACCUUUUUUGAGCCUUUGUAUGCAGCUGCAGCAGAAACCCAUUAGCUUCCCUCCCACAGGAGAUCCUGAUUCCUUACAACUGCCAAUCUCUGCUCCCUUGAAUAAUGGACUUGGUUAGGGGCUCCACCGAGGGAGGGAAGCCCUACUACUUGGAUGUGGGGAGAAUGAAAUGAAGGCAAAAAAUAAACUUGAAGUUGGAGUUGUGUCUCAGAGUAGAUCACCUGCUUAACAAGUGUGAAGUCCUGAGUUCAAACCCCAGUACUGCUGUAAAUAAACACAACUGGAGCUCC